This is a messenger RNA of Aureococcus anophagefferens, 465 nucleotides long. RefSeq lists its product as hypothetical. Lineage: Eukaryota; Pelagophyceae; Pelagomonadales; Pelagomonadaceae. Gene Ontology annotation, molecular function: nucleoside diphosphate kinase activity. The record is from RefSeq and is a predicted model, not a curated record. Gene Ontology annotation, biological process: GTP biosynthetic process; CTP biosynthetic process; UTP biosynthetic process. The transcript has a single exon. The coding region runs from base 1 to 465 and encodes 154 amino acids.
AUGGCCGAGUUCAAGACCCUCGAGCGCACCUACAUCAUGAUCAAGCCCGACGGCGUGCAGCGGGGCCUCAUCGGCGACAUCACGAAGCGCUUCGAGCAGAAGGGCUUCAAGCUCUGCGCCGCCAAGCUCUACCAGCCGUCCCGCGAGCACAUGGAGAAGCACUACGCGGACCUCUCGUCCAAGGGCUUCUUCAAGGGCAUGAUCGACUACAUGAUGACGGGCCCCGUCUUCUGCAUGGUCUGGGCCGGCGAGGGCGCCGUCGUCACGGGCCGCAAGAUGCUCGGCGCGACGAUGCCGUCGCAGUCCGAGCCCGGCACGAUCCGCGGCGACUACUGCAUCCAGGUCGGCCGCAACAUCUGCCACGGCUCCGACUCCGUCGAGAACGCGGAGAAGGAGAUCGCGCUCUGGUUCCCCGAGGGCGUCUGCACCUGGACCUCCCACUCCCAGCCCUGGAUCUACGAGUAG